AUGGGGAUCGACACGGCGGCGUUCGUGAGCCUGGUGAACACUGCGCUCCCCAGCCUCGUCGCCAAGGGCUUCCGCCGCCGCGCGGGGAAGGACGCGGGCGGAGCGGGCGCGGCGGGCGGCGCUGCGGCGGGAGGCACGUUCGGAAGCGACGGGGGGGAGGCGCUAGGGGUGUAUCGGUCGGAGGGCAGGAUUGAUACUGAUGCGCGGGGGGGGUUCCGCGCAGGGGAAGUGAAGGGGGUUUACGCGGACGCGCGCGGAUUGCACCGGACGGGGAGUGGGUUUACCAUUAGCGGGUUCCCCAAGAGCGCAAGCGCAAGUGCAACGGCCGGGGGAGAGCCAGACAGGCGGGGCGCGGCUGCGGUGGACAGCUCCGCGCAGCCCCCGCAGAAGAGCUCGCUUGGCGGCGGCGGCGGAAGCGACGGGGCCGUUACGAGCGCAAGUGCCAGCGGACUUGCGGGAGGAGCCGCGGACGGGGGGAUGGGUGUGUCAGGCGGAGGGGGGUUGAAGGGGGGAGGGGGAGGGGAGGGCGCGGGGGCAGGGGGAGCGCGAGGAGCGGGGUUGGGAGAGGAGCUUCCAGACGUGGCGAUUGGUGUGCUUUCAAAAUGGGUGCACCUGGGACGAGGCUGGGCUCCUAGGCUCUUCAUCCUCGAUAAGGGCGUGCUGUCAUACUGCAAGAUAGAGGGUCCCCACCGGGCCAGCGUGCUGCUAGAGGUGCAGCGGCGCCCUGGCGCAUGCCUUGUGGGGGAUGAGGUGUCAUCGCUACGGGAGAGCCAGUCGGACGAGAAGAAGUUUUACGUGUUCAGUGGAACCAAGACGCUCGACCUGAGAGCAGAGUCUCGUGAUGACAGAGGCCUCUGGCUGGACCUGCUACAAGCGGCCAUGGAGCGCAUGGGGCGCAGCCAGAGGGAGGCAGAGCAGGCGACGUUUGUGGCAGACGUGACUCUAGAGCCCCUGCGCGCGUGCCUGGCGCGGGCUGAGGUCAGCGCGGAGGUGAUCAAGGAGUGCGAGGAGGUGGUAAGGAGGGAGGUGCUGCAGCGCCUGCAGCUGCGGCUAAGGGAGGAGCAGGAGAGGAGACAGAUGCUGCACGAGAGGAUCAGCCAGCUGGAGGCGGAUAAGGUGGAAUUAGAAUCAGCAGUGGUGGAGGAGUCGCUGCAUCAUACUCGAGACGGCGAUGAGCAGAGCGAAACAACCACCGCCACAGCAGCCACUGACGCCGUCAAAGGCACGCCUGUGCUUCUCCCCUUGACAGAGAACGACCGAGAAGAGGUCGAGCAGGAGGAGAGUGGGGAGGAGGGCGAGGACGAGGGCGAGGACGAAGGGGACGAAGGGGACGACCACAGCAGCACACAGGCAGGAGAGGAUGAGUUCUUUGAAGCCAUGGACGAAUUCGUCGGCUCGCGCCGCUGGGAGGAGCUCGCCUCCCGCUCCCUCUCCCUCUCCCUCUCGCUCUCCUCCCUCUCCUCCCCCCCCGGCGGGUCCUUUGAGCGAUCCCUGUCCAGCCUGUCGGGUCUAGACAUGGAGAAAGUGGGUUUCACGUACCCGUAUGUGCCGCGGCGGGAGAGGUUGCCUGAGCCGGCUGAGGAGGAGAAGGCAGUAGGGCUGUGGAAUAUAAUCAAGGACUGUGUGGGCAAGGAUAUGUCCAAGAUAUGUUUGCCUGUGUAUUUUAAUGAGCCGAUUAGCACGCUGCAGAAGUGCUGCGAGGAGAUGGAGUAUAGCUGGCUGCUUGACCGCGCUGCUGAGUAUGGCCGCCGAGGCGAGCAUCUGAUGCGGGCGCUACACGUGGCAGCGUUUGCGAUGUCAGCCUAUGCAGCGAGUGCGGAGCACCGAGUGCAGAAGCCAUUCAACCCGCUCAUCGGAGAGACCUACGAGGCCGAUUUCCCCGACAAGGGCUUUCGAUUCAUCUCCGAAAAGGUGGUGCACCACCCGCCCAUAGUGGCAGCGCACUGUGAGGGGCGGGGAUGGCGGUUCUGGGGCGACUGCAACAUCCGCAUCCGCUUCUGGGGGCCGUCAAUGCAGCUCGAGCCGCUGGGGGUGCUGUCCGUGGCGUUUGACGAUGGGGAGGUGUUCGAGUGGAACAAGGUGACAACGGGCAUAUAUAAUCUGAUCAUAGGCAAGCUGUACAUAGACCACUACGGCACCAUGCGCAUCAACAGCAACCGGGGCAUCUCCGUGCGCCUCAAGCUCAAGGAGCGCUCCUUCUUCGACCGUGACACACACCAGGUGCGGGGCUAUGCGGUGGGUGAGAAGGGGGAGAAGCUGGCAACGCUGGUGGGGCGGUGGGACGAGUCGUUGCACUAUGUGCCGGGGGACCUGUCACACAAGGAGCAUGGCAAGGCGGCCAAGGACGACCAGCACCUCAUGGCGCACGCGCACCUGCUGUGGCGCAAGUCCCCCCCCUCGCCCUUCCCGUGCAAGUACACCUUCACACCGUACUGCAUCACUCUCAACGAGAUCACCCCCGACCUCAAGGGUGUUCUCCCUCCCACGGACUCACGUCUACGUCCGGACCAGCGGGCAUUGGAGGAAGGGUACUUUGACCGCGCCAAUGAGGAGAAGAUUCGCCUCGAGACACGGCAACGACAGGCGCGUGAGAGCAAGGAGGAGGGGUGGCAGCCGCGGUGGUUCAAGCAGAUGGGGCCGCACAACACGUGGACAUAUGUGGGGGGGUACUGGGAGCAGCGCGCUGCCAAGGACUGGUCUUCUAUUAAGGAUAUCUUUGCAGGCGAGGAGGCAAAAUGA
This is a messenger RNA of Closterium sp. NIES-65, 2739 nucleotides long. The record is from the annotation of a GenBank genome assembly. NCBI's taxonomy places the organism in Eukaryota, Viridiplantae, Streptophyta, Zygnematophyceae, Desmidiales, Closteriaceae.